AUGCAAAAUCUGAAAUUGCUCAAAAAUCCGCAGCCUGAAGAGCAUAUUGACGUCGGCGGAAAAAUGAUUGAGGAACUUGUCUUAUAUGCGUCACGUGGCAGUUGGAGUCGGCUGAAAAUUUUGGCUGAAAAUGACAAUUUUGAGAAAGUUUUGAAAUUCUCGCCAGCAAAAUUGGAGAAAAUCAAAAAGUCGGAGAAAUUUUCGCGGAAAAUUUUGGAGCAAGUGAUUUUUGAGAAUAAGAAUGAUGUUUAUGAAGUGGCUUUGAAAUUUGAGAGAUUUGCGAUGGUUUUGACGCAAGAUGCGUUGAGUGAGAGAAGCGAAAGAAAGAGUUUGGUGAGUAAUUUUUUCCGCGCGGAAAAUUUGGAGUUCAAUAGAGCGAAGCAAAAAUUCCUAGCAAAAAUUUGAGAAUUACUGUUUGUUCAGUAGAGCGCACUUUUCUACUUGAACAUUUCAAAUUUUUACAACAAGAAACAUUAUUAUGCAUACUGUAUAUUAGCAACAUAGGUACUCUAGUUUAGCAACCCGACUACUGUAGUUUAGCAACCCAGGUCAUUAUGAAAGAACAACAAACUCAUUUUCUGUUCAUUUCUAGGUGCUCUUGUUUCUUUAAUAUUUUUCAAAUCCAAUUUUUUGGGCUUGACCUAAAAAAAAUAAAAAUCGUGACAUUUAAUAAUUUGUUGGCACGUUCACGUGAAAAAUCCAACAAAAAUGAACCAUUUCAAAUUUUAUCAUUCAAAAAAAUUGUUGGUUUCGAGUGAUGUGAGUUUAAAUAAUUUUUGGGCUAUGACGUGGAAAAUGUGGAUUUUUAUCUGAAAAUCCUGGAAUUCUCUGAUUUUCCCCGAAAUUUGAGAUUUUAGUUGAAAAUCUUAGAAAUUUCAUCAUAUUUUGAGAUUUUUCAAGCUGAAUUUUCCAAUUUUCAUCAAGGUUUUCAAAUUUGGAGCCAAAAAAUCCACAUGCCAUCAAAAUAUCAAAUUUAGUUUUCUCUGGUGUCAAAAUUUUGUUUUUCCACGUCACAACUCGAUUUUUCAAAAAUUCGGACAACCCAGGCUUUUUAAUGCAAAAAAUAGGCUUAUUAUCUAUCAAAAUAGCCCAAAUGUUUGUCACGUGGCAAAUAAAAAUUAUAUUUUUCCAGAGCGCCUUUCAAACACGGAAUAUCCAUUGGAAAUUGCAGCUCCACCUCCGAAAAUUCCCAAUUGUUGCUCGAAGAAAGUUUGCCAUCGCAAUUAAUAGUGAGUGGGUGGGAGAUUUUGGAGCAAAAAAUAAAUUUUUAAAAAAUUGAGUUCACAAAUUCUGGUGCCAAGCACAAAAUUUUUACAGUUUCAAAUUAGGGCGGGAAAAAUCUUGGAUUAAAAUUUGAAACUGAUUUUAAGGUUAUUCUGAAAAUGAUCUGAAACAUGAAAAAAAUUAAGGGAAAUCUAAAUCGUUCGACCAAAAAUAUGAAAAUUUGGCUGAAAAGCACUAAAAAUCGUAAAAAGUUAGCUUAAAGAAAUUGUGUUUUUCUGAUAAAAAUGUGUCAAUCCUGUUUUUUUUUGCAGAAUCGAAUCAAACAUUUGGAGGAAGAAUUGAUGGAGGCGCACCGAAAAAUUGAAAUUCUUGAAUAUUGCUUAGAAGAAAAAACGGCGGAAGCAAUUCAAAACAAGGAUAUCGCUUACGGAUUCAAAUUUGAGUAUGAAUUUAUGGUGGAGCAGAAUCGAAUUAAAGAAGAAAUCAUCGAGGAAAUGGAAAGGCAAAAUGAAAAGUUCGUUUUUCUGGGAAUUUUGGAGGGAGAGUAGGGGGUAAAUAACAAAUUUUUUGUUGUCGAAAAUUUCGGAAUUCUGAACACCGUAUCUUCAGAAUUGGAUAGAAUAUUUUUAUUUGGAAUCUGUAAUCUAGAUGAAAACUUCUACCUUUUUAAUAAAAUCCCGGUUGGGUGGUGUCUCGAUGGAAGCAGCAUUUUUCAAUGGGGUCCCCCUGUUCUCAUUUUUUGGAUGUCUAAAUUUUGGACAUUUUCCCAUUUUUGCCCCUUUUUUUCCGAAAUCAUACCUUCGCGAACGUCCAAAAGGAUCCGAUCCUGGACCUUCUGAACAAAACACACGUGAUCUAACCACUUGACCAUUUCUGACACAAGAAAUUACCAUCAAUUUGCUUAGAAAUGCUCGAUAAAAAAUUUUUACGUGAGAAAAAGAAUCUACCUUUUUUCAGAAAGAAAUUCAUUAUCAGAAAAAAGAACAUUUAGUGAGUAUUUAUUGAGUACUGUCUAAAGAAAAUUCUUUUUUUAAAAAUCAAAUCUGCCUGGGGACUAACAGCCCCUAUCGAGUAUACAUUGAAUACAGAAAAAAGAUUUUCCAUGGCAAAAUUAGGAAGCUACCUCUUACGUUUCACCUCUUACCUCUUACGAAUACAUUUAAUUCAAAAAAAUAAUUAAAAAAGUAUUUUUUCGGAAAAUUUAUCGAUGACUUCAUCCAUGGCAAAAUUAGGAAGCCUUCCAGAUUUUGCCACGAGUCAUUUUUUGAUAAAAAAAACUGAAAUUUUCUAUAAAUUUGAUUGUAAUUCGUUUGUUUAACAUCUUACGAGUACAUUAAAUUCAAAAAAAUAAUUAAAUAAGUUUUUUUUUCGAAAGUUUUUUCAAAAAAAAAUCGGCCCGAGUUUUUCAAAAAAAAAAAUCGGCCCGAGAUUUUUCAAGAAAAAAGUUACAGAUUUGGAAUAAUCCAAAAAUGUAAAAAAUCGGCCCGAGUUUUUCAAAAAAAAAAUUACAGAUUUGGAAUAAUCCAAAAAUGUAAAAAAAAAAAUCGGCCGAGUUUUUUCAAGAAAAAAGUUACAGAUUUGGAAUAAUCCAAAAAUGUAAAAAAAUCGGCCGAGUUUUUUCAAGAAAAAAGUUACAGAUUUGGAAUAAUCCAAAAAUGUAAAAAAAAAUCGGCCCGAGAUUUUUCAAAAAAAAGUUACAGAUUUGGAAUAAUCCAAAAAUGUAAAAAAAAAAUCGGCCCGAGAUUUUUCAAAAAAAAAAGUUACAGAUUUGGAAUAAUCCAAAAAAUGUAAAAAAAAAUCGGCCCGAGUUUUUCAAAAAAAAGUUACAGAUUUGGAAUAAUCCAAAAAUGUAAAAAAAAUCGGCCCGAGUUUUUCAAAAAAAAAAAUUACAGAUUUGGAAUAAUCCAAAAAAUGUAAAAAAAAAAUCGGCCGAGUUUUUUCAAGAAAAAAGUUACAGAUUUGGAAUAAUCCAAAAAUGUAAAAAAAAAUCGGCCGAGUUUUUUCAAGAAAAAAGUUACAGAUUUGGAAUAAUCCAAAAAUGUAAAAAAAAUCGGCCCGAGAUUUUUCAAAAAAAAAGUUACAGAUUUGGAAUAAUCCAAAAAUGUAAAAAAAAAAUCGGCCCGAGAUUUUUCAAAAAAAAGUUACAGAUUUGGAAUAAUCCAAAAAUGUAAAAAAAAAAAUCGGCCCGAGAUUUUUCAAAAAAAAAAGUUACAGAUUUGGAAUAAUCCAAAAAAUGUAAAAAAAAAAAUCGGCCCGAGAUUUUUCAAAAAAAAGUUACAGAUUUGGAAUAAUCCAAAAAUGUAAAAAAAAAUCGGCCCGAGAUUUUUCAAAAAAAAAAAGUUACAGAUUUGGAAUUAUCCAAAAAUGUAAAAAAAAAAUCGGCCGAGUUUUUUCAAGAAAAAAGUUACAGAUUUGGAAUAAUCCAAAAAUGUAAAAAAAAAUCGGCCCGAGAUUUUUCAAAAAAAAAAGUUACAGAUUUGGAAUAAUCCAAAAAUGUAAAAAAAAAUCGGCCCGAGAUUUUUCAAAAAAAAAAAAGUUACAGAUUUGGAAUUAUCCAAAAAUGUAAAAAAAAAUCGGCCGAGUUUUUUCAAGAAAAAAGUUACAGAACGAAAAAAAGAUUGUAGAAGUUUUUUUUCGGAAAAUUUAUCGAUGACGUCAUCCAUGGCAAAAUUAGGAAGCCUUCCAGAUUUUGCCAUGAGUUAUUUUUUGAUAAAAAAACUUGAAAUUUUCUAUAAAUUUGAUUGUAAUUCGUUGGAAUAAUCCAAAAAUCUUACGAGUACAUUAAAUUCAAAAAAAAUAAUUUUUUGAUUUUCAUCCUGAAUUCAAGAAAAAUCGGCCCGAGUUUUUUCAAAAAAGAAGUUACAGAUUUGGAAUAAUCCAAAAAUGUAAAAAAAAAUCGGCCCGAGUUUUUUCAAGAAAAAUCGGCCCGAGUUUUUUCAAGAAAAAAGUUACAGAACGAAAAAAAAGAUUGAAGAAGUUUUUUUUCGGAAAAUUUAUCGAUGACGUCACCCAUGGCAAAAUUAGGAAGCCUUCCUGAUUUUGCCACGAGUCAUUUUUUGAUAAAAAAAUUUGAAAUUUUCUAUAAAUUUGAUUGUGAGUCAAUGUUCUGUGGACAAUAAUCACAGAAAAAAGUGAAACGGAAAUAAAUGAGAAGACUGUUACGCCUGGGGGCUAACAGCCCCUAUCUUUCGAUUAAAAAUCCCAAAUACAAAAUCACUUCAAAUAUACAAUUUUUGAAAGAAAGUCAUUUUUCAUACAUAUAUUUAUUCAAAUAAAUCAAUCUCAUUUACUUUUUCAGUGUUAAUGAAGAAAGUGGUGAAGAGAGAGGGCCAACGUUUGUUGCCGAUGAAACAUCGGAAGAAAAAGAAGAAGAAGAACCAGCACUUCAACAACCACCACCACCACGACAAUCGGUAUGGGUUUUUUUGGGGAGGGGUGGGGGAGGGAUUUUAGAAUUUUUUGCGGAGGGCUGAAGAAUGGAUUUUUCUGGUAAAAUUUUGAAGUAUUUCGUGAGAAAUUUCAGAAUUUCGAAGACUUUUGAUUCUAGGAGCAUGAAAAAUCAAAUUUUUCAUGAAGUUUUACACCGGAAAUCAAUGAAAAUUCAAGAAUUGUUGAAUUUAUUGAGUUCCAACCGACAUUCAAAUUUUUAUCACAAAAAAUUUGACCAAAAAAACAAUGAUUUUCUAUAAUUCUUGCCGCAGAAAUAUGCAAAGUUUCCAAUUUUUAUUGAAAAAAAACCCGGUUUUAAAAAUCCCAGAUACAAAAUCACUUCAAAUAGACAAUUUUUGAAAAAGAGUCAUUUUUCAUAUAUUUAUUCAAAUAAAUCAAUCUCAUUUACUUUUUCAGUGUGCAUGAUGAAAGUGACGAAGAGAGAGGGGCGACUUUUGUUGCCGACGAAACAUCGGAAGAAAAAGAAGAAGAGCAAAUACGACCAUGCUCACUUCCACCACAACAACCACCACGGCAAUCGGUAUGGGUUUUUUUGGGGAGGGGUGGGGGAGGGAUUUUAGAAUUUUUGCGGAGGGCUGGAGAAUGGAUUUUUCUGGUAAAAUUUUGAAGUAUUUCGUGAGAAAUUUCAGAAUUUCGAAGACUUUUGAUUCUAGGAGCAUGAAAAAUCAAAUUUUUCAUGAAGUUUUACACCGGAAAUCAAUGAAAAUUCAAGAAUUGUUGAAUUUAUUGAGUUCCAACCGACAUUCAAAUUUUUAUCACAAAAAAUUUGACCAAAAAAACAAUGAUUUUCUAUAAUUCUUGCCGCAGAAAUAUGCAAAGUUUCCAAUUUUUAUUGAAAAAAAAACCCGGUUUUAAAAAUCCCAGAUACAAAAUCACUUCAAAUAGACAAUUUUUGAAAAAGAGUCAUUUUUCAUAUAUUUAUUCAAAUAAAUCAAUCUCAUUUACUUUUUCAGUGUGCAUGAUGAAAGUGACGAAGAGAGAGGGGCGACUUUUGUUGCCGACGAAACAUCGGAAGAAAAAGAAGAAGAGCAAAUACGACCAUGCUCACUUCCACCACAACAACCACCACGGCAAUCGGUAUGGGUUUUUUUGGGGAGGGGUGGGGGAGGGAUUUUAGAAUUUUUGCGGAGGGCUGGAGAAUGGAUUUUUCUGGUAAAAUUUUGAAGUAUUUCGUGAGAAAUUUCAGAAUUUCGAAGACUUUUGAUUCUAGGAGCAUGAAAAAUCAAAUUUUUCAUGAAGUUUUACACCGGAAAUCAAUGAAAAUUCAAGAAUUGUUGAAUUUAUUGAGUUCCAACCGACAUUCAAAUUUUUAUCACAAAAAAUUUGACCAAAAAAACAAUGAUUUUCUAUAAUUCUUGCCGCAGAAAUAUGCAAAGUUUCCAAUUUUUAUUGAAAAAAACCCGGUUUUAAAAAUCCCAGAUACAAAAUCACUUCAAAUAGACAAUUUUUGAAAAAGAGUCAUUUUUCAUAUAUUUAUUCAAAUAAAUCAAUCUCAUUUACUUUUUCAGUGUGCAUGAUGAAAGUGACGAAGAGAGAGGGGCAACUUUUGUUGCCGACGAAACAUCGGAAGAAGAAAAAGAAGAACCAGCACUUCAACAACCACCACCACAAUCGGUAUGGGUUUUUUUGGGGAGGGAAGGUUUGGAAGGUUUAUCUCAAACUGAGCAAUUUGUGAAAGCUGCACAAAAACCACAGCCAAUUGCAAAAUUCGGUCAAGAACUUUUUCUUGAUUUUUAUUUUGUGAAACUCUUCAAACCUCUCGAGGGAACUUUGAUCAAACAACUUCGAUCGAAUGGAGAUUUCAAUAGAACAACAAAUAAUGAUAGCAUUAUACAAUCAUUUAAGGAAUUGAUUAAACGGCAAGAUGAGGAGAUUGCGAUUUUGAAGGCGGAUGCGAAGAGGGUGAAUUUGGAGAUGGAGAAAUUGAAAAACAAUAAUAAUGAAAAUGAGGAGAACUAUGAGAAAGAGGUUGAGGAUUUGCGAGAGAAAUUGGAGAAAACAUGUGGAAUUCAUGUGCAACUGGGACAAUUGCCGAAUGGAGCGGAGGUUGGAAUUGCGCAAUUGCAGCAGCAAAUUGGCGAACUUGAGCAACAAUUGGGAUAUCAGGCUUUUGAACAACAAUCACAAACGGUGAGAUUUUUUGCGGGAAAAAUUGUAAUUUUUGAACAAAAAUGCAAAAAAUUGACCGGAAUUUGCUGAAUCCGAGUUUUUUGGUCAAUUUUUGACUUGAAAAAUGCACCAAUUUGUUUUUUUGGUCAAACAUAGACCAGAAUUUGCUCAAUUCGAGUUUUUUAGCCAAAUUUUGAACAAAAUUGAGUUCACAAAUUCUGGUGCCAAGCACAAAAUUUUUACAGUUUCAAAUUAGGGCGGGAAAAAUCUUGGAUUAAAAUUUGAAACUGAUUUUAAGGUCAUUCUGAAAAUGAUCUGAAACAUGAAAAAAAUUAAGGGAAAUCUAAAUCGUUCGACCAAAAAUAUGAAAAUAGAUUUAAUAAUUUGUUGGCACGUUUACGUGAAAAAUCCAACAAAAAUGAACCAUUUCAAAUUUUAUCAAUUCGAAAAAUGGUUGGUUUCGAGUGAUGUGAGUUUAAAUUUACCUGAAAAUCUUUUUUUGGUGGACUAUGACGUGGAAAGUGGAUUUUUUUUUCAAAAUUUUCAAAUUACGGCGGGAAAAAUCUUGGAUUAAAAUUUGAAACUCAUUUUAAGGUUAUUCUGAAAAUGAUCUGAAACAUGAAAAAAUUAAAGGAAAUCUAAAUAGUUCGACCAAAAAUAUGAAAAUUUGGCUGAAAAGCACUAAAAAUCGUAAAAGUUAUCUUAAAGAAAUUGUGUUCUUCUGAUAAAAAUGUGUCAAUCCUGUUUUUUUUGCAGAACCGAAUCAAACAUCUGGAGGAAAAAUUAAUGGAGGCCCACCGAACUAUUGAUAUUCUGCAAAAUUGCUUGAACGAAAAAACGGCGGAAGCGAUUGAAAACAAGGAUAUCGCUUAUGGAUUCAAAUUUGAGUAUGAUUAUAUGGUGGAACAGAAUCGAAUAAAAGAAGAAAUAAUCGAGCAAAUGGAAAGACAAAAGGAAAGGUUCGUUUUUCUGGGAAUUUUGGAGGGAGAGUAGAUGGUAAAUAACACAUUUUUUGUUGUCGAAAAUUUCGGAAUUCUGAACACUGUAUCUUCAGAAUUGGAUAGAAAAUUUUUAUUUGGAAUCUGUAAUCUAGAUGAAAACUUCUUUCGAUUAAAAAUCCCAAAUACAAAAUCACUUCAAAUAGACAAUUUUUGAAAAAAAGUCAUUUUUCAUAUAUUUAUUCAAAUAAAUCAAUCUCAUUUACUUUUUCAGUGUGCAUGAUGGAAGUGACGAAGAAAGAGGGGCAACUUUUGUUGCCGAAGAAACAUCGGAAGAAAAAGAAGAAGAACCAGCACUUCAACAACCACCACCACCACCACAAUCGGUAUGGGUUUUUUUGGGGAGGGGUGGGGGAGGGAUUUUAGAAUUUUUUGCGGAGGGCUGAAGAAUGGAUUUUUCUGGUGAAAUUUUAAAGUAUUUCGUGAGAAAUUUCAGAAUUUCGAAGACUUUUGAUUCUAGGAGCAUGAAAAAUCAAAUUUUUCAUGAAGUUUUACACCGGAAAUCAAUGAAAAUUCAAGAAUUGUUAAAUUUUGAAUUUAUUGAGUUCCAACCGACAUUCAAAUAUUUAUCACAAAAAAUUUGACCAAAAAAAUAUGAGUUUCUAUAAUUCUUGCCUUAGAAAUAUGCAAAGUUUCUAAUUUUUAUUUUAAAAAAAACCCGGUUUGAUAUCGGAAUUCAUCGAAUUGCUCAUAUUAAAAAAUUUAUUUAGAAAUUUAAACCUGACUUUUCCUCUGAAAAAAAAGUAUACUAAAUUUAAUUUUGAAAAAUUAUUCUAAAGAAUUCUAGAGUUUUGAGCUGACUAUUCAAAAACGGUAAAUUUUUCUUAAUUUGAAACGAAUUCAAUUUUAGACUUGAAAUUAUUUUCAAAAAAAAAAUUUUCCACCUUCUCCAAAAUCGUAUUCUUUCCAGAAAUCAAUCGAACAGUCAUUAUUGACAAAAACACAUUUAUCGCCAAUCGAGACCAAUUUGAUUGAUCUUAUGAAUGGUGAUUAUGAAUUUGUGUCUGUAGCCGACAGAGUGAGUGAAUUUUGUAGUGUCUCAAAUGAAAAAACGAGAAAAUGCAAAAUGUGAAUGAAUCUGGAAACAACAAUCACUUUUUUCCAGUUUCGUCUGUGUGAAUAUGUCGCAACUUCUGCUCAAAUAUCAACAUCAACAAUACAAUUUCGCAAGCAAAAUGUGAGACGAAAAUUGGGAAAAAUUUGAUCACAGUAAGAUUUAUCCAUCUUUUGAUUUGCGAAGAAAAAACUCUGUAUGUAUUUUUUCUAUUCACCAAAAUCACAAAUUGUCGCAUGCAUUUUUGUGAAUAGAAAAAUUUGAAAAAAACUUAUUUCUUCUGUUUUUUUUUCGCAAAUGCAUUAGAAACUAACCCUUUAGAGAAAAUUCAUUCUUAUUUUUCAGAAGCUCAAUUACUAUUUCUUAUACAAUUCUAUCGACAAUGAAAUUCGAAUUGAGUUGGAAAGAUUGGAUUAUUCAAAAAUUGCGCUUCAAUCGGCAUGUUUCGCUGCAAAAAGAAGAAAUCGCGGCGAAACUCUUGCGAUUCUCCGGAAACCUAUAAAUGAGAAUAUCAUGAUUGAUGUAAGUUUAAUUAUCUUUUCAGCUACAAAUUUAAUAUAAACAUUUAUUUCAGCUGCUCAAAAGAGUCAAAGAAGAUGAAGAAAUUAAGAAAAAUUAA
Molecule: messenger RNA, 9454 nt
Organism: Caenorhabditis angaria
Lineage: Eukaryota; Metazoa; Nematoda; Chromadorea; Rhabditida; Rhabditidae
Source: the annotation of a GenBank genome assembly